Messenger RNA from Rhizophagus irregularis DAOM 181602=DAOM 197198, 711 nucleotides. RefSeq lists its product as uncharacterized. NCBI's taxonomy places the organism in Eukaryota, Fungi, Glomeromycota, Glomeromycetes, Glomerales, Glomeraceae. The record is from RefSeq and is a predicted model, not a curated record.
UAAGAUUUCAUUAGUUCUUAGUUCUUUUUAAAGAUAUAUAUAUCAAAAAGAACCGCUUUUUGUUUAAUUCUUUGCCCGAAGAAGCUGAAAUAAAAUAAACUUUAAAUAAAUUAUUUGGAGAGGGCACUUUUAACUUCCUUCAGAAAUUUUAUAAAGGUUUUUACGAUGGCUCAUAAAAUUAUUGAUGAUGGAAUUAUUCAUCUACAACAACCGACAAAUGUGAUCCAAACGGAACAUACUCAAAUGGAACAUAACCAAACGGAACAUACACCAAAUGUUUCAUACAAUAAUAACCUAGACACUUUCCGCGACUUUUCAGAAACGAUGACAACUUAUACAACUAACGAAGAGUUUUCUUUUACGGAUAAUCAACUUGGCACUUCAACUCAAUAUUACCAACCUACGUUCACCACUUCAUAUUACGCGCCGCAGCAUAACUCUCCACUUGAUAAUAUUCAAUUCCAAAAUAAUUUCACUUCACUUAAUUCUCCUCAAAUGGAUAAUUCUGAGAUCUUUAAGCUUAACAUUCCCGGUUUCAAAAUUAUCGUUAUACCUAAUUCUGUAAAUUUGGCUAAUUUGGACUUACAAAAUCUUUUUCAACAAGACCCGAACUCAAAUGUUGUUAAUGUUACCGAAAACCCGCAAACCGACUUUCAAAAUACUUUUGAUUAUUUAAAUGAUUCAUUUGAUUUUAAUAAAUUUAGUGACUAA